AUGGCGCCCAUUGCCAUCACCCCCGACCGCUCGACUGCAAGCCCGUCUGGCGAUAGCGAGAAUGGCUUCUUCCAUGGCAAUGGUAGCGUGCCACGCUGGAACAUCAACGGCUGGCGCAAUGGCCAUGUCAAUGGGAACGGCUCGAAUGGAACGGCGGCGCGUCAGCCUGGAACUGCUUCCAACGUCCAUGGCAACAGGCAGAUGCCCAUUGCCAUUGUCGGCAUGGCCUGUCGCAUGCCCGGGAACGUCUCCAGCCCAACGGAGUUCUGGGAACUGCUCUCCCGGUCUCGAACAGGCUUCACUGCCAUUCCAAAGGAGCGCUUCAACACGGAGCUCUUCCAUCAUCCAAAUGCCGGCCAUGGCGGAAGUUACACGCCUGUCGGGGGUAACUUCCUCAACGUCAACCUGGCCAACUUCGAUGCUCCUUUCUUUGGGUUGACCGAGAAAGAAGCCAUCUCCCUGGACCCGCAGCAGCGAUUGCUGCUCGAGUGCACCUUUGAGGCUCUCGAAAACGCCGGCAUCCCCAAGCAUGACAUUGUAGGAAAGGACGUUGGUGUCUUCAUCGGCGGCUCUUUUCCAGAAUACGAGUCACACCUCUUUCGUGACAGUGACACCAUUCCAAUGCACCAAGCUACUGGCUGUGCGUAUGCCAUGCAAUCCAACAGGAUCUCCCACUUCUUCGACCUCCGUGGUCCCAGUUUUACUUCAGACACCGCGUGCUCGUCGAGCAUGGUGGCUAUUCACCUCGCUUGCCAGAGUCUCCGAGCUGGUGAAUCGAGUUGCGCUCUCGUCGGCGGCUGCCACUUGAAUAUGUUGCCCGAGUUUUGGAUUUCUUUCUCAACCUGCCGCCUCUUGGCUGACUCUGGACGGUCUUUCGCUUUUGAUAGCCGAGGCACAGGCUUUGGGCGGGGUGAAGGCUGCGGCAUGCUGAUCCUGAAGCCUCUCGACCAGGCUCUGAAAGAUAAUGACUCUAUCAGGGCCGUCAUAGCAGGCACUGGCCUGAAUCAGGAUGGGAAGACGCCUGGUAUUACCAUGCCAAGCGGCGAAGCGCAAGAGAGCUUGAUGCGAAAGGUCUACCAAGAGGCGGGGCUUGACCCUCACGACUGUGGGUUCGUCGAAGCACAUGGCACUGGCACCAAGGUUGGGGACCCGAUUGAAGCCACCGCCAUCCAUAACGUUAUUGGGCAAGGCCGAGGCCCUAGAGACCCGCUCUACAUUGGCUCAGUGAAAUCAAACAUUGGACACUUGGAGGGAGCUUCGGGUAUCGCCGGCAUUAUCAAGGCAACUUUGAUGUUGGAGCGGGGCUUCCUCGUCCCUAAUCAUGACUUCAAACAACCAAAUCCCAAGAUACCCUGGAAAGAAUGGAACCUCAAGGUUCCCCUCAACCAGCGGCCCUGGCCCAAGAACAAGAAGUACAUCAGUGUCAACAAUUUUGGCUUUGGUGGUACAAAUGGGCACGUCGUUCUUGAGGCGGCACCCUUCGUGCAACGUCCGCAUCAUGAACUCGAGCCGCCGAGCGAGAGGAAGAAGCUGGCGCACAGGAAGCUCUUCGUCUUCACAGCCAACGACAAGGCGGCUCUUGGGGCAGUUCUGAAGAACAUGGUCAUCUACCUCGAGCAGAGGCCUGAGAUCUUUCAGAUGCAGCUGAUGAACGACAUCGCCUACACGCUCGGCCAGCGAAGAUCACUUCUGCACUGGAGAGCGGCAAUUCCCGCCAAGGACUCCUUUGAACUGAUCGAGGCUAUCAACGGCGAUAAAGUUGUCUCUGGCAAAGAGGUCGAGCCGCUCCGGAUCGGUUUCAUCUUUACAGGCCAGGGUGCACAGUGGUGUGCUAUGGGCCGUGAGCUGUACAAGCAAUACCCAGUGUUUGCCAACGCUCUUGAUCGUGCAGAUGAGUGUCUCAUCAACCUCGGCUCGCAGUGGUCUCUCAUUGAAGAAUUGAGCAAGGACUCGGAAACUACCAGGGUCAGCGAAGCACACAUCAGCCAGCCUUCUUGCACAGCUAUACAGCUGGCUCUCACCGAUCUUCUCCGCGACUGGGGGGUGCACCCUGCUGCAGUGGCUGGGCACUCGAGCGGGGAAAUUGGAGCAGCUUAUGCGGCUGGUAUCAUUAACUUCGAGUCUGCCAUGGCGAUCGCCUACCACCGUGGCCGGCUGAUCCCUGUCUUGAGGCAAAGGUUCCCCGAUCUCAGAGGCCGCAUGACGGCUCUCGGAGGCAGCAAGGAUGAUGUGCAGCCUUUGAUCGAUGGAUUGGUCGAAAAGGAGGUGCGAAUUGCUUGCUACAACAGUCCCUCCAGCCUGACCAUCUCUGGAGACGAAGCCGCGCUUGUCGAGUUGGAGAAGCUGGCGGAACAAAGGCAGAUGUUUAACCGACGACUGGUGGUCGACACUGCCUAUCACUCCCACCACAUGAACCUCGUGGCCAAGGAGUAUCGUGCGUCGCUUCUGAAGCUUCAGGCACCAGUGUCGACAAACGUCAAGUUCCACUCAUCACUGCACGGGCGAUUGAUUGAUGCGGCCGAGCUCCAGGCCAACUACUGGGUCGACAACUUGACAUGCCCAGUCAAGUUCUCGGACGCUAUCGAGAGCAUGCUGGACUCGGACGGGGAACACCGCACCGGGGUCAAUAUGCUUGUAGAGCUAGGCCCUCAUUCCGCGCUUCAGGGGCCGAUCAAGCAGAUCCUGAAGGCCAUCGGCGGACCUGCUGCCAAGGUCCCCUAUGCUUCUGCCCUGGUUCGCAACAAGGACGCUGUAGAAAGUGCCAUGGAUUUUGCUGCCGUGCUCUUUAGUAAAGGCGCUGCCCUCAACUUCGAAGCCAUCAACUUCUCCGCUCCCAAGAAGCAGCCUAUUCUAAUGACUGAUCUACCGCGAUAUCCUUGGAACUACUCGACGAAGUACUGGCAGGAGUCCCGCAUGACGCAAAAACACAAGCAUAGAAAGGAGAAGCGCAGCGAUGUUCUCGGAGUCGAGGCGAUCUAUUCCAAUGACCUGGAGCCAACUUGGCGAAACAUUGUGCGGCUCGAUGAAUUGCCCUGGCUGCGCCAUCACCGUAUCCAGUCACUGACAGUGUUCCCGAUGGCGGGAUUCAUUAUCAUGGCUAUGGAGGCAGCAGCUCAGAGAGCGGCCGCCAAGGACGCCGACGUUGACCGUUUUGAGCUCAAGGACAUCUCCAUGCUCAAACCUCUGAUCCUACCCGAUGAGGACUUAGAGAUGACGAUCAACCUGCGUCCACACCAAGAGGGAACGUUGGUCUCCUCGGAAACCUGGGAUGAAUUCCGUAUCUGCUCGUACUCCCACAUCAAAGGAUGGACUGAGCACUGCGUCGGUCUCGUCGCCACACAGGCCCUCCAGGCAAACGAAGUAGACGACGACCGACGAAUCCAGGCCUCCAAGACCUUGCUGCACUGCUCAAAAUCGGCCAUCAACUCGAACCCAGACGCCGCGGUUGUGGACCCGAAGAAGAUGUAUAGCUCACUAGAGGCUCUUGGGGUUGCGUUUGGUCCGACCUUCCAGGGGGUCAAAGAAUGCAAGGCCUCUGAAACGUACUCCAUGGCCAGCAUCGUAAUGACAGAUAUCGCCAAGGAGAUGCCGGGCGGCCAUAUGUCCUGCCCGAUACUCCAUCCCACCCUCAUCGAGUCCGUCAUUGGGAUCUACUGGCCCAUCCUCGGCGCAGGCCGCACUGGCAUCGACACGAUAUAUCUACCCUCUUCCAUUGGCAGAGUAUCCGUAUCCAAGAGCGCUGCCCUGUCGACUAGGGAGCCGGGAUCGGAGCUCCAGGCCUACUGCAAAGCAGAUCUCCCCAUCCCGGUGGUGAAGCCGACUUCAGUUUCAAUGUUUGCCACGAGCGGCGACGACCCUACCGAAGCCGCCAUCGCUAUAGAGAACAUGACGAUUUCUCCCAUCAUUGACGGCGAGACGCAGUUCGAAGCCAACAACCCCCGAGAACUAUGCUACAAGCUCCAGUGGGAGCCUGCGUUGGAGCCCCUCCACGGCACACCCACCGAGUACGUGGUAGUGAAUGGAGUGGAGGACGGGAAGCAUGAGCAGAGCUACCCCAAGACCCCUCUGGUCAUCAUACAUGAGGAUGCACCAUCGCAGGAGCUGGUCGCCCUCAGCCUGGCCUCGGCACUGGACCAGGUCACGGGGAGAAUGCCAGAGGUUGGCGCAUUUGAAAGCGUGGAUGCUACUGGAAAGAUAUGCAUCGUUCUGUCAGAACUCUACCGGCCGUUGUUGGCGUCUCUCACACCAGCGGCUUUUGCGGCACUGCAGAAGAUCGUAACCAAGGCAGAGGGUUGCCUCUGGGCUGUCCGGGGUGCCUAUGAAAAGUCUAGCAAUCCCGACCUCAACAUGAUUAUGGGCCUCAGCCGAUCUAUCCGGUCAGAGACGGCGAUGAAGUUUGCCACUCUUGACCUGGACGACGCGUCGCCACUCUCUGAGAAUGAUACCGCACGAGCUAUACUCAAGGUUCUGGCGGCAGCAUUCGGCCCCGACUCGUCGGCCACCAGUGAGCUCGAGUUCAUGGAACGUGCCGGUUCGUUCUUCACCCCGCGCAUAGUCAAUGACGACAAGAUGAACGAGUACGUCCACAGACAGACCAAUCCAUCCGCGCUCGAGCCAACACCUUUCGGGGAGCCCGGCAGAAAUCUCAAGAUGGUCUUGUCUACGCCGGGGGCACUGGACACGCUUCACUUCCUUGACGAUGAAGCAGCGGAAGCCCCGAUUGAUGGCGAUGUGAUCGAGAUCCGAGUCAAGGCCAUCGGUAUGAGUUUCCGAGACAUCAUGGCGGCCAAGGGGCAGGUGCAAGGGGAAUUUGGCUUCGAAGUCAGCGGUGAAGUGAUCCGUGUCGGGAACGCCGUCACGCAUCUUCACCAGGGAGAUCGGGUGGCUGCCGUCACAGAGGGAGGGUAUGCCACCACGACACGCACGAAAGCCGACAAGGCGUUCAAGAUCCCAAAGGACAUGUCCUUUGAGGAGGGAGCGACGCUCCCGCUGGCUUACAGCACGGCUUACUACAGCCUGGUCGAGGCCGGGCGCCUCAGCGAAGGCGAGACGGUGCUGAUCCACGCGGCGGCAGGGGCAGUCGGCCAGGCAGCAAUUUGCAUUGCACAGAUAGUUGGUGCCAACAUCUACGUGACCGUUGGCAGCGCUGAGAAGAAGGCCCUCCUCAUGAACGAGUACGGCAUUCCUGAAAGCAACAUAUUCUACAGCCGCGACACAUCCUUUGGACUUGCCGUCCGACAGGCAACCAGUACGGGCGGCGUGGAUGUGGUCCUUAACUCGCUGACCGGGGAUGGUCUGAGGGAGUCGUGGGGUUGUCUGAACGAGUUCGGCCGGUUCAUCGACAUUGGCAAGCGGGAUGCCGGCCACAAGACACGUCUGGAGAUGAUGCACAGCGACAACAAUGCGAGCUUCAUCUCGGUGGAUAUCCUGGCCAUGGCGGCUGGCAGGCCUGCCGUCAUGAAGCGGCUAGUAGCCGAUGUCUCUAGGCUUCUCAACUACGGCAAGAUCAGGCCCAUCUCGCCCAUCAACACGUUCACCCUGUCGGAGGCCGAGCAGGCGCUCAAGUCGCUCCAAGGAGGGAGGCUCCCGGGCAAGUUGGUGGUAGUGCCACAGGCCGAGGAGAUCGUACAGGCGACGCCAUCCAGGAAACUAAACGAUCUGCUGCGGCCGGAUGCAACCUACAUCCUUAUUGGCGGCACCGGUGGCCUGGGCAGAAGCAUGGCCAGAUGGAUGGUGGGCAAGGGCGCCAGACAUAUUGUCCUGAUCUCCCGGACCGGCGCGACUACCGGGCCCGUUGGGGAGCUCAUUGCCGAAGCAAAGGCAACAGGUGCCGAGGUUGUGGUAAGGCCAUGCAACGUGGUCGACAGAGCGGCGGUGGACGCACUGCUCAGCCAAGAGCUACAAGAUCUGCCUCCGGUCCGUGGAGUCGUUCACGGUACUAUGGUCCUUCACGAUGUCCUAUUUGAACGCAUGGCAUUUGAAGACUACGACAGUGUCAUCGAAGGCAAGGUGCGUGGUGGGUGGAACUUCCACCACGCUCUCUCCGGCGUCCCGCUGGACUUCUUCGUUGCCAUCUCGUCGGUAUCAGGCGCGGUGGGCAACAGGGGGCAGGCUGCCUAUGCGGCGGCCAACUGCUUCCUGAACGCCCUGGUCCAGCACCGGCUGGCGCAUGGGCUUCCGGCUUCGUCUCUGGACCUGACCAUGGUCUCCGACUCUGGCUAUCUGGCACAGGAUGCCGAGAAGAUGGCCGAGGUGGCGCGGAACCUGGGCGGCGACAGCAUAUGCGAGGCCGAGGUGCUCGCUCUGCUCGGGGCAGCGAUCUCGGGGCGGCUGAGCUCGGCGUGCAACGACCACUGCAUGACGGGCUGCCGGAUGACGCCUUCGAUGAAGCCAUUCUGGACGCACGACGCCAAGUUCAAGCACCUGCGGGUGGCGAUGGAAGAGGCCGAGGCGGCGGACGCGUUGCGGGGUGGAGCGGCGGCGGUGUCGUUCAACGCGGCGCUCAAGGCGGCGCGGUCGCUGGCCGAGGCCGAGGAGGCGGUGUGCCGGGGCCUGGUGGACAAGAUCGCGGCGGUGCUGAUGAUGGAGCCCGAGGAGCUGGACGUGACGCGGUCGCUGUCGCACUACCCGCUCGACUCGCUCGUGGCCAUUGAGAUCCGCAACUUCAUCACGCGCGAGUUCGAGGCCAACCUGCAGGUCCUCGAGCUGCUGACGAGCGGCUCCAUCCAGACGCUGGCCAAGGCGGUCUGCGGGAAGAGCAAACUGGUCAACUUUGCAGCCUAG
Messenger RNA from Thyridium curvatum, 6783 nucleotides. RefSeq lists its product as uncharacterized. The transcript is spliced from 7 exons. Lineage: Eukaryota; Fungi; Ascomycota; Sordariomycetes; Thyridiales; Thyridiaceae. Gene Ontology annotation, biological process: fatty acid biosynthetic process; secondary metabolite biosynthetic process. Bases 1 to 6783 code for a protein of 2260 amino acids. Gene Ontology annotation, molecular function: phosphopantetheine binding; oxidoreductase activity; fatty acid synthase activity. The record is from RefSeq and is a predicted model, not a curated record.